AUGCCAAGAGUAGAAAAGGAAGACCAAGAAAGCAUGGCUAUGAAGUUGUUAAGUGUACAAAACAGCCCUGUUGAAUGUGAAUUUUAUGUCUGUAAAUGGGAUAAACAAGUUUGGGGAAGACUAAAUGUUCCCAAACAUAGUUUCAUCCUUUGGAUGGCUAUCCAAGACAAAUUGAAAACAAAAGUUAGGCUCUUUAAGUUCAAGGUGAUUGAUGAAGAAGUGUGUGGAUUAUGUAAUAUUCACAAAGAGAAUGUGGAGCAUCUGUUUUUUCAUUGCUCUUUUAGCCAUGUUUGUCUUCAAGUGUUGAAAACUUGGCUCGGUUGGAAUGUAAGGGCUGAAGACCUCCAGUCCUUGAUCAGGUGGAUAGAGCGAUCUAAGCAGUCUCAAUUCAAGAAAAAGGUUCUUGCAGCAGCCUUGGUGUAUCACUUGUGGCGCGCUAGAAAUGACGAAGUUUUGAAGAUUAGCUCUAGUAGUCAAGAGGUGAUUAUAAGGAGGACUAAGGAAGCUGUAAAGCUUAGAGUAAGUUGUGCUAUGCCUAGAAAGGUUAGUUCAGAGGAUAAAAAUUGGUUUGCCGAAUUGUAA
Humulus lupulus (European hop) is the source of this 582-nucleotide messenger RNA. RefSeq lists its product as uncharacterized. The record is from RefSeq and is a predicted model, not a curated record. Bases 1 to 582 code for a protein of 193 amino acids. The transcript has 2 exons. NCBI's taxonomy places the organism in Eukaryota, Viridiplantae, Streptophyta, Magnoliopsida, Rosales, Cannabaceae.